CACACAUACACACACACAAGCCCUGUUCAUCCGGCCCCCCCGUGCAUGAACAGCCCCUGCCCCUGCAAUUCAGCUGUGCCCAUGGAGGUCUAGGCGGGAAGCGACAGGUAGAGGCGUGCCAUGGAUUGCACCAUCAAGGAGGCGUUGUCAGUUGUAAGCGAGGACCAGUCAAUAUUUGACCCAUCUUUUGGCACUCCGCACCUCUUGAAGACUGAGCUGCCCUCUGUGGAUGACUAUGGUGGCAAGGAAGGCAUCGGUUUAGAGGAGCCCCAGUGGCCAGCCCCGGCCAACAACAGAGUCCAUGUGGUGAAGCAGGAGAAUGAGCAAGUCAAUUGCUCCAGCAGCAGACAAUCUCCUGUAGACUGUAGUGUGACCCGGAGGAGCAAGGCAGGAGGAGCAGUUGACCCAUCUCAGGUAUCCUAUCCAGGUGGAUACAACAACCAGCGAAGCAGCCCUUCUGUCAACCCUCCAGGCGAGGAGAAGAGAGUCAUUGUCCCGGCAGAUCCUAGUGUGUGGACCCAUGAUCAUGUCCGUCAGUGGUUGGAUUGGGCAGUGAAGGAGUAUGGCCUCCUGGACAUUGAAACCAGCCUCUUCCAGCAUGUGGAUGGCAAGGAGUUGUGCAAACUUGGCAAGGAAGGUUUCAUACGCCUCACCACACCAUACAACGCAGAUGUGUUGCUGUCUCACCUCUCUUACCUGCGCCAAAGCAGCCCCACUUUUACAUAUCCAUCUGCGCCAGUCAUUACACAGCAACCUCCUCCGCCGCCACCAAGGGCCCAAGUCAAAACCGAGUCUCCAUAUGAGGAAAUCCGGCGGAGCAGCUGGGGUAGUGGCCCUACCAGUACAACUUCCAAAGGUUCGCCACCACAGAUCCAGGGUGUGGGUCGAACUCCUGAUUCAACACGUGUUGCACCAGAUCCAUACCAGGUCCUGGGACCCACCAGCAGCCGCUUGGCAAACCCAGGCAGCGGACAGAUCCAGCUAUGGCAGUUUCUCCUGGAGCUGCUGUCAGACAGCAGCAAUGCCAGCUGCAUCACUUGGGAGGGGACCAAUGGUGAGUUCAAAAUGACGGAUCCUGAUGAAGUGGCACGGCGAUGGGGCGAGCGCAAGAGCAAGCCCAACAUGAACUAUGACAAGCUGAGCCGGGCACUACGCUACUACUAUGACAAGAACAUCAUGACCAAGGUUCAUGGCAAGCGCUAUGCUUACAAGUUCGACUUCCAGGGCAUCAACCAGGCCCAGCAGGGGCAGCCAGGAGAGCCUGCCCUGUACAAGUAUCACCACACGGACCUACCCUAUCUUCCUUCUUACCAUCAGCAGAAGGUGGGCUUCAACUUGGGCCACACCAACCAGAUGCCCGCCUCGUCCACCGGCUACUUUGGGGCACCCUCUCCAUACUGGAAUUCCAGCAGUGGAAACAUCUACCAAAGCCCUGCCAUGCCACGGCAGCCGGGCAGCCACUUGAGUUCUUUCUUCUAGUCCACAGGGGUUCCAGAGAUACCUGAACUUCUGCUAUUUGGCAAACCUCGCCACUCAAACACCAGUCAGUUUCUAGAAUGGUGAAGUAUCAUCCCAAAUAAAGAGGGAUAGUGAAUGCCUCACCAGCAGCCAGCCGGGGGCAGCAUGCCCCUUUCAUCUCCUUCUGCUCUUCUAUAGACAUCUAUUUUUCUCACUUAUCACUGGACACAGCUGGAACCCCUAAAUGGUUGGAUCUUCUAUUGUCAGCAGUCUUCAGUUUGCACACACAGUCUGGGAGGGACUAGGUGUUAUAAGAGACAAGGAGCUGCUUCGUAUCUCCAGAAUCUUUAUCCCUUCGUAUGAUGGAGUGCUUGCUUGGUGUCUGUUGCAUGCUGCCUGAGACAAAAGAUAGCACCCUCUCCCCAGUUCCAUGUACAGAAGCCAAGUAGACUGGCAAUGCAAUCUUUUUCAAAACUAGUGAUGCCACAAUGUCCUCCAUAGUACCAGAGGCCAGCAGGCUAGCUCAGGAGGCAGAGCACAAACCAUCUCACACCAUGGUCUGCCUGUCACUACCAAGUCACCAUCACCUGAGGCAGAUCCACAGCCUGCCUUAUGGUAGAACUGGUCCUAAAGUUUUCCCUUUACCUUUAGUAAAUUGCACUCAGACUGGACUUUUUCACAUGGGAGGCAAGUAUCAUUAAAUCGUGACUAAAUCGUGGUAAUAGCACGAUCGGGGGGGGGGGGGUAUCACAUUCUUGCACGGUUCUCCCGUUCGUGUCCUGUGAAUAAACAGUAAUGGACGCGUCAUUGGGUAAUAAUUGCUAUAAUCACAAUUUAGGCACACUAACCAUGUUAUGCCUUCUUGUCACGUCAGUCUAACCAGUGCCAGCAACAACCUUGGUAACUUGCAUCCCUGGCACACUGAACUCCAAGGAACUGGUGCUCCAAUUCAAAGUGCCUUGCAGGCAACAAAAUCUAUGCCUGGAAUCUUAAAAUGCAUAGAAUAUGUAGCACAUUUGCUUGUGAAUACACUUCCCGCCACAACACACACUCGUGUUUUGUAGAAUUUGAUUGUUUUGUACUAGUUUUCUAUGUAUUAAAAGUUGUGCCAUAGUGUAAUAGAAGAAGCUCUCUGGAUUUGAUGGGAGGGGGAGAUUCAAAGUCAC
Molecule: messenger RNA, 2624 nt
Organism: Sceloporus undulatus (fence lizard)
Lineage: Eukaryota; Metazoa; Chordata; Lepidosauria; Squamata; Phrynosomatidae
Product: retroviral integration site protein Fli-1 homolog
Exons: 9
Coding region: 121-1479 (452 amino acids)
Biological process (GO): cell differentiation; regulation of transcription by RNA polymerase II
Cellular component (GO): nucleus
Molecular function (GO): sequence-specific DNA binding; DNA-binding transcription factor activity, RNA polymerase II-specific
Source: RefSeq, a predicted model, not a curated record